Messenger RNA from Vombatus ursinus (common wombat), 8940 nucleotides. RefSeq names its product SH3 and PX domains 2B (gene SH3PXD2B). The transcript is spliced from 13 exons. Gene Ontology annotation, molecular function: protein binding; phosphatidylinositol binding; superoxide-generating NADPH oxidase activator activity. Gene Ontology annotation, biological process: superoxide anion generation. The coding region runs from base 42 to 2774 and encodes 910 amino acids. The record is from RefSeq and is a predicted model, not a curated record. Lineage: Eukaryota; Metazoa; Chordata; Mammalia; Diprotodontia; Vombatidae.
UCGGUGCUUUGUCCCGGGGGCCCGUCCGGACCGAGGGAGCCAUGCCCCGGCGUAGUAUCGUGGAGGUGAAAGUCCUGGACGUGCAGAAGCGGCGAGUGCCCAACAAGCAUUAUGUCUAUAUCAUCAAAGUUACUUGGUCCAGUGGUUCCACUGAAGCCAUUUAUCGACGGUACAGCAAAUUCUUUGACCUACAGAUGCAAAUGUUGGACAAAUUUCCUAUGGAAGGAGGUCAGAAGGACCCAAAGCAGAGGAUUAUUCCCUUUCUGCCAGGCAAAAUUCUCUUCAGACGAAGCCACAUCAGGGAUGUAGCUGUCAAACGCCUGAUCCCCAUUGAUGAAUACUGUAAGGCCCUGAUCCGAUUGCCACCCUACAUUUCUCAGUGUGAUGAAGUGCUUCAGUUCUUUGAGACCAGACCUGAAGAUCUGAAUCCCCCCAAAGAGGAACAUAUUGGGAAGAAGAAAUCUGGGGGAGACUCAGCCUCGGUAGAUCCAAUGGUCUUGGAGCAAUAUGUGGUGGUGGCAGAUUACCAGAAGCAGGAAAGUUCAGAGAUCAGCUUGUGUGUGGGCCAGGUAGUGGACAUCAUCGAGAAGAAUGAAUCAGGUUGGUGGUUUGUAAGCACUGCGGAUGAGCAGGGCUGGGUCCCUGCAACUUGUCUGGAAGGUCAAGAUGGUGGCCAGGAUGAAUUUUCUCUGCAACCUGAAGAAGAGGAGAAAUACACCGUCAUUUACCCAUAUACUGCUCGAGACCAGGAUGAAAUUAACUUGGAAAGAGGAGCCAUGGUGGAAGUUAUCCAGAAAAACCUAGAGGGCUGGUGGAAGAUCAGGUUUCAAGGUAAAGAGGGCUGGGCUCCUGCCUCCUACCUGAAAAAAGGCAGUGGAGAGCUAUUCGCUCAGAAGCUAAGCUCUGGGUCACCAGCGCAUACAUGCACUGUCGAUGUGGAUGGCAUUUCCCGGCAGCAAAACUCAGCAGGCAGAGAGAAGGAUGUACUCAACAACCAGAGAGAUGGGAGGUUUGAUAACCGCACAGGCCUAGAUGGUGACAUCAAGCAAAGAUCUCCAAAGAUGAGGCAGAGACCCCCUCCUCGACGAGACAUGACCAUACCUCGAGGUUUGAACCUGCCAAAACCCCCUAUCCCACCCCAAGUGGAAGAGGAGUAUUACACCAUUGCUGAGUUUCAGACAACUAUUCCCGAUGGAAUCAGUUUCCAGGCAGGACUGAAAGUUGAGGUGAUUGAGAAAAACCUAAGUGGCUGGUGGUAUAUCCAAAUUGAUGAUAAGGAAGGCUGGGCCCCAGCAACAUUCAUUGACAAGUACAAGAAAACGAGCAAUGCCUCAAGACCCAACUUCUUAGCUCCACUGCCUAAUGAAAUGACACAGCUUCGCCUAGGGGAGGCUGUGGUGGAAAAUCACACUGGCCAUGAAGCAACUGGUCCCUCUCGACCUUUGCCUGAAGCACCACACAAUGGCAUAGAUUGUGGCAUACCUUGGUCCAAAGAAUGGAAGGGUAAGGAGGGACAUCGGAAUGUCUCUUUAGAUAUGGCUGCAUCAGCUGGGUAUGAGGAAAUCUCUGACCCAGACAUGGAGGAGAAGCCCAGCCUCCCACCACGGAAGGAGUCCAUCAUCAAAUCAGAAGGGGAACUGCAAGAGAGAGAGCGGCAAAGGAUGGAGCAGCUCAGAGGGUCCCCUAAGCCUCCUGGAAUGAUUUUGCCCAUGAUUCCACCAAAACACAUGCCCCCACCAAGGGACAACAAGAAAGCAGAGCUGAAAUCAGAUAAGGGCAAAUUAUUCCAGCAGAAAAAUGAGAUGGGGCUAGAGUGUGGGCACAAAGUGCUAGCCAAAGAAGUAAAGAAGCCAAACCUCCGUCCCAUCAUCAAACCCAAAGCUGAACAGCCUGAAGAUAAACCUGAGUCUUUUACCCAGAACCCCUUCUUGAAAUCUAAACCCCAGGUUAGACCAAAACCAGCUUCUUCCCACAGGACAGAGCCUCCUCAAGCUGAGGACAGAUUGGACAUCUGCAACCUCAGGAGCAAGCUCCGACCUGCUAAGUCUCAGGAGAAGUCAUCAGAAGAGGAGAAUCACCACCCAAGUGAAACCCACGAUGUCUCCAUCAGCAAGAGUUUGCUCUCAGGGGAGGCUUCCAGCAGGCCCCCGGAGCGAGCUGUGGUAGACACCAAGCUCACACCUAAACAGGACAGUCUCGUGGCAAAGGACACGUCCUCUAAAGUCCCCCUAAGGCCAGCAAAGACGACUGAUCCUAUGCCUAAGAGCAGCCCUACCCCUCCCAAAGAGUCACCACAGCAGAGACCAGUAGUACCUCCUCGGAGGCCACCACCUCCCAAGAAAACCACCUCCUCUUCCAGGCCCCUUCCUGAGACCAAAGUGCCACAUCGAGAGGUGAACGAAGUCAAGGCUGCUCCCGCUCUUGGCCGACCCAUGCUUGUCCCUCCAAAGGCCAAACCUUUCCUACCUGGUCCAGGCGUCCAAGAAGAGGUCAAAAUAAAAAGUGGGCUCGGGCCAAAAGCAGCAACCAAGCUAGGAGAAGCCAGGGAGAAGCCAGCUGCUGUACCUUUCCCUACUGCGGAAGUCCCCAAAGAUACAUUAUAUGUGGCUAUGGCCAACUUUGAAGGGGAUGAGGAGACCAGUGGCUUCCAGGAGGGGACUGUGUUUGAAGUACGUGAAAAGAAUAGCAGUGGCUGGUGGUUUUGUCAGGUCCUAAGUGGAGCGCCUUCUUGGGAAGGCUGGAUUCCUUCCAACUAUCUAAGAAAGAAGCCAUAGUUCCCACUGUUCUUAUAGGAUCCAUCCUGCCAAGAUCUCCACUGGUUUCACCUGGGUAUUUAAUUAGCUUCUUAACUUAUCAUUUUCUACAAGGCUUUAAAAGGAAAGGAUUCCAUAGUGCAUUGGGCUUUCUCUUGAUUCCUAAGCAGUAAUGAUCAUGGAAAGUGCAUCCCCCAGCCUCAAUGCAAUUUAAUUCAGUUCCUUGGCAGUCGUCCGUCUUGUGGGAGAUUCAAUCCAUCCUCAGUGGUAGUCUCCAGGCCAAAUGGCCAACUCUGAUCCUAUUCCUCAGUAUUUUCAUCGGUAAUAUGAGGGGGUUGGAUGAGACCCAGGUCCCUUGUAAAUGUUUUCAAUUACCCAUUGAAAUUACUGCUUGAAGUGGGGGGAAUGGGUUCCUGUUAGACCACGAGCAGCUAUUCAUCCAAUUGCUCUCACAUAGCAUCCAAGAACCAGGAGCUACCCUUUCCACAGAUUAUGCUGGUAUCCAGAAUGUAACUAGCAAAGGCACUGAGAUACCAGUUCCCACAGCAGACCUCUGAGCACCAAAAAAUUAAUCAGCCUUGAUCAGAUAUGAAGCCAGGCCCAGUGUCCCAGGAUAGGCCUUGCUAUAUGAUUCCCCUUUUGCAUGACCCAAGUUCACCUCCAUUUAACCUUUCCUAAAAGCAACUCAUUCCCAUUUUUGUCGUUUGCAGGAAUACCUGCUGCCACAAAGGGCCUGUGUGCUUUUUCUAAUCUUAACAGGUGUUUUCUUCAUUAAGGUUAUGGUCAUAUUUGACUUGGUGAGGAACAAUCGUUACAUGCCAUGAAAGUAGAAGAGGACAAGGACAGAAGUCCGCUAAACCUGCCUUUUUUUUCCCUUUUUUUUUUUGUUUUGUUUUGUUUUUUGAUUUUGCACUCUUGAGAAAGCUUUAUGUCCUAGAAGGGUGAUUCCUACCCUAAGGCAGCACAGCAUUCAGUACGUGCUUUGUUCAUCACUUUAUCCCAGGGUUACCUAGAGCCAUCUUUUUCUUUCAGUAUGGUGCUGUUCAGAUAUGGGAACCUGUCCUUCAUGGGCAGCCCAACUCUAGUUGGUGAAUAGAGAAAGGAAGGCCCAGAAUAGGAAUUGACAGCUAGCUGAUACAAGCUAAGACAGUGGAGCCAUUUGGCUCCCCAAAGCUGUGAGAAAGGGGUUCUAAAUGUUCCUGCUUCUACACUGAUUACAAAGCCUUCCUCUCCCCCCAACCCCAUCACUUUCUCCACUUACCACUCCUUUUUCCUGAAUGUUUCUCUCAGUAUCUCAUCCUGGUUAUUCUUUAGGAUUCCAGGAAGAAUAGUUGUGUGUUAGGUCCACAGCAACUCAUUUUUUAGAUGGAAGAAAUGACCAUAGCUAAGUGGUGUAGCUGCUAGAAUCCCAUGACGUUGGCAAGGUAAAAGGCAGGGAUUCAGUAACUACUGCAGCAGUUGGUGGGAGUGGGGGUGGGGAGAAAAGAUAAGGGAAAAGACAAAAGACCUUCGAAUGACUAGCCUCACCCGCUCAAGGCCCUAUCAUUAAUCAAUAAAAUCUUAUGAAGUGCCUACUUUGUACCAUGCAUUAUGUUUGGGGCUGGGAAGACAAAGGCAAAAUAGAACAGUCCCUGCCCUUAAAGAGCUAACAUACUGUUGGGAAGUCAAAGAAAAGUAUAUACUAAAUAAAAGAUAAUUGGAGGGGUGUGGUGGUACUACUAGUGGCUGGGGAUAUUAGGAAAGACUUCCUGUAAGAGGUGACAGUGAGCUGAACUUUGAAGGAAAAGAGAAGGGAUACUAAGAGGUGGAGGUGGGUGAGAGUUGCCAUUUAUUCAGCACUAACUGGACUAAUUCCCACUAAUGCUCUGCUUCUCUCAAUACCCCACAUCUGUAAAACAUCUGAGUUUCCCAGUGUUUUUGCAUUUGUUAUCUCACUUGGCCCUCACAGUCUUGUGAGUUAAGUUGGGCAACACUUAUUUACCCCAUUUGACAGAUGAAUCACGGAGUCACAUUUUCUUAAUGUUACCCAGCCAAUUUGUGAGAUAACCAAGAUGAGCAUCCAGCCAUCCUAACUGGUAGUCCAGAGACCAGACUGUAAGCCUAAGGAAACCAGGACUAGGCAGCAUGAUUUCUUGGGAAGAGUGGUAGGUUUGGAAUCAGACAACCUGGGUUUAAAUUUCAGCUCCACCCAUUAAUACCUUCAUGACCUUGGGCAAGUCAUUUAGCAUCUAUAAGCCUCAGUUUCCUCCAUUGUAAAAAUGAAGGGGUUGGACCAGAUGAUCUUUAAGAUACCUUCCAACUCUAAAUUUGUGAUCCCAUGAUCUCCUGUGGAAGGAACAAAGGGGGCAAGGGUUUCAGGUGAUAGGUGGUACAUUUGAAAGGAGGAAUAUACUUUUCUUCCUAUGGCUUGUUUCUAGGAAUAAGUCAGCUCUAGAUUACCCCUUUCACUGUAUUAAUGUCCAUUUUCUUGGGAAGACAACUCCCCAUACACAUUCUAGAUUAGAAGGCUGUAGGUACAAAAGUCCAUUAUCUCAUCCUUAAUACUUCUGGAUGUGUUGCUUUAUUAAAGAAGUGGCCAUUGAGGCCUUUGGAUAGGAAAAAAGACUUUAAUCCACAUUUUCCCUGGAUUCCACAGUGCAUGUUAAUGUCAUGUCCUUCAUUCAUCCCUUCCUCUAAGGAAUGUGUAGCCCUGGGGAACCUAACACCUGGUGCCCUGGGACUAAUAGACUUGAGUGUUUUUCUUGUUCCUGACUGACCCCCUCUUGCAUUGUCCUCAGAAACCUCUUGAGAAGAUAAGCAGUAAGGAAGAUGAGCCGAGGAUAAAGAAUCCUAGGGACUCUGAGAGUAACCUUUGCAAGUCUGAGCACUCAUAUCCCCUCUGUCAUUCCUAGACCCUAGUUAUCAGAGAAAGGAGCUACCUUAAGUUUGAUCAGUGUUGAACUAAUUUUUGAUAAAUGUUCCUUUUGCUAGCUUUCCUGAUGCUUUCCUGAAUUUGGCUUCAUUUUGGAAAGGAAAACCACAUAUUUUAUUACAGUCUUGCUUCCUAGUUUCAUUCAUCCAUUCACCUAAUAUUUACUGAGUGCUUAUUAUAUGCAAGGCACCAUGCUAAGCACUAUGGCAGAGGCAUAUGUGAAGAUAACCCAGAUCCUUGGACUUAAGGAUCUUUGAGGUUUCUAUCAGCCUAAGGUGAUUUGACUUCCUGUCAGAGUCGUUCUGCAGCUGAUGUCUAUCCAAAGGCAAUUGGACCACCUCCCUCUUCAUCUGUGUUCUAGAGAUUUUAUUGCAAAUUGAAGUCAUUGAAUUGUGUGUUGAUCCUCUAAUUGGGGUCGGCUACAUCAGAAGCCACAUUUCCUUACUUUCUGCAGCAGCUUUUCAGUUUGAAUCUAUGGCCCAGGUCAUUUUUUUUUCUUUUGUUUCACUGAUGGAUACUUCCCCAACCAGAUGGAGAUGGUGUUAGUCAGUGUGGUCUGAUCUUAUGACUCGGGUCUUUUCCAUCCUUGCUUGGUGACGUAUUUACAUAAUCCACUGGGAUUAUUGCAAUAAUUUCAAGGAUCUGUGAUUUAGGUUGGCAUGGAUACCCUUCCAUUAACACUGAUUGUGACACCUCUCUGCCUUAGAAGAUGUUCUUCAUGAGUUGCCGUGAAAAAUCCACCAUGCUUCUGUCUCCUGGGUGAUGAGCCUCUUGUAACAUGGCAAAGCCAGUCUUUGGAUCAAAGACAUUCAUUUGGUCAGCAAGCCUCUUUGUGACUAACACUGCAGAAAAUGGUCAGCAGUUGACUCAAAAAUGCAGUCUUCAGUCUGUUGUGAAAGUAGAUUCUGAAGGGCUAUCAGCAAUGUUUUUAUGAAAUUUUUUUUAAAUCAAAUGAACAUUCAUUUUAUCAUAGAGACUAUAUGUUCCCCACACCACCCCAAACAGGUCAAAGACAGGUUAACUUCUGGCAUAACCUGAUAUCCUGCUGUGGACCAAAAUUCCAUGCUAAAUGCCAACUCAAGAGGCACAGAAAUGUGAUUGGAUUUCCAUAUCCCAGUUUACCACACUAUGUCAAAUACUUAAUCUCAAAUCUACUAUACUAAAACUGCUUGGGGUGAAUCUGCAUCAUAAAACAACCAGUUUCUCUUUUAGCCUCAAUCCUAAUACCUCUUUGAUAUGAAUAUUUUCUGCAUUAAGUUGUAUUCCCAAGCAAUGUUGUACAGGGGAAAGUGCACUGGACUUGGAAUCCAAUACCUGAAUUCAAAUUACAGCCUUGUCACUUACUACCUGUGUGACCUUGUGCAGCUCACUUAACUUCUCUUGGCCUCAGUUUCCUCUUGUGUAAAAAGAGGACAUUGGAACAGAUGACCCCCCCCCAAGGUUCCUUUUAGCUCCAAAUCUGUGGAUUCUGUGAUCCUGUACCACCUGCUUUAAAGAAAGUCAGACCUCUAUCCUUGAAUAAGGUAUUUCUUUUAGUGUUAGGGCACUGGGGAAUAUUAGAAGUCCAUUGGGCUCCACGUCCGGCAGUAAGAAAUACUCAAUUGGAUCAGCCCCAGUAGAGACUCUGCCUGUUUGCCUCAUGUAAUUUUCAAAGUGGAGCUCUUAGAUUUAAAAUAUUCCUGAGUAUAUAGGGCACAAACAGCCCACUUAAGAUUCUCUUGCCAAGUGAAACUCUGAAGAGCAAACUCUCCACCAGAAAAUCAAUGAAAGAUGGAAAACCAAUUGCCAUCAAGUUUAGUUUAAAAAGGUCAUGCCACAGAUCACAUAGGCAUGAUAGUGGCAGUCGUGGUUCUUAGCCAGUCUACCACUGUGUGGUAGCCAGUGAGUAUUUUGUUCCUCCUGUUCACCACAGAAGUAGAAGGCACAGUUCCUGCCUUCCAGGAGCUUACAUCAAGAUGUGGUCAGGACCACAUAGAAAAUAUGAAAUUCAUGGCAUGGCUGCUAUUCCCUCAAUCUAAUUUUGCUUUGUUUUUCUUUCCUUACUACUGCUGCUGUGACUGAUAUUGAGCCCCACUGAAUCACAAUAGGAUCUUUCUUUGUUCUUUUGACUGUUAAGUUGGGUACCAAACAAGAGUUUUAACCUGCAGCCUUUCCCCUGGAUUCCUUAGAUCUAGUUUCCCAGGCCCACCUCUUCCAGACUUACAUAUGCUGCGACCAGUCAAUAAUGCCAGAGACCAAAGAUUGCCUGUUGCCAGACCCCAAAGUCUGAUUUGGUAGGAAAAGGAUGAGUCAUAGAAAUUGCAAUGGCCACAUUGGCAUCAUUGAUAUAGUGUUGGUACCAUGACAGCUGCUCCAUCCUUUGACUUGGUAGAGCUAUUCUUAUACCUUCCCCCUACUCCCACCCGUAAUCCUCCACCUCUGGCAACCAGUAUCAGGAGUACUGGUGUCUAGGGACACCCCCAGCAAUACCUGCUACUCCAAGACAGUCCUGUUGAAUCUGUGUCCCAGACUAGGUGGAUCUAUGAUCCAUACCUAAACCAGGAGCCAUCAACUGCUAAUUUGUGCCAUCAGUAUUUUUCAAAUCUAACUAACUGCAUAAGAUUUCACUUUUUCAGUGGGGAAAGUUAAUUUUAAAUAGUUCUCUGCUGACUUCCUUUGCUCCAAGGCCCCUCGUGUGGCCCUGUGUCUUGUUAAAACAUUCCAUGUGCCAUCCUGUUUCUGACCCUUCAAUUCCCAAUCAAGCAUCCUUAACUCCAAACAGGGACAAGACACUAGAUAGAACCUCUGUUAUCCUAAGGAAGGUUUUUCAAAGGCCUUUCCUUAGUGACAUAAAAGAGCAAUAGUUGUUACUUUCUUGGAGGAAAAAAAGGGGACACAAUUUAUUAUGUUGAUUACCAGCAAUAAGGACAGCCCCCCCUCCUAUAACCUAGAUCAGGAACAUUAGUAUAUCCAAUCUCAUUUCUCUUAGCCCUUAGGGAAUGAGUCCUGCAUGGACUGAAUCCAAACACUUUGUGUGUUUCAUAGAAUAAAGCUGAAGAAUCUUGGCUAUUUCAGUACUUCUCUUAAUCUAAGACAAACGAAUUCUCUGAUGGUUAUUUUUGUUUGUUUCCUUAUAACACAUAAACUUAUAUAAGUAUAUAUGUGAGGGGGAAAGGGGAUCAGAACAUUAACUGUAGCAUGUGUAGGCUGUAUACUUCACCGUUAGACUUUUUUUUUUCUUUUUUUUUUUUUUUAAAUAAAGCAAAAUGCUUGACUGGUUUCAAGCUUCAUUGUGAA